Messenger RNA from Mauremys mutica (yellowpond turtle), 2833 nucleotides. Its product is annotated as tripartite motif-containing protein 10-like. Gene Ontology annotation, molecular function: protein binding; zinc ion binding. The coding region runs from base 532 to 1923 and encodes 463 amino acids. Lineage: Eukaryota; Metazoa; Chordata; Testudines; Geoemydidae. The record is from RefSeq and is a predicted model, not a curated record. The transcript is spliced from 8 exons.
GGGGAAGUCGAAAUGCCCAUUGUGAUCCUUGGAGACCCUGCUUACCCUUUAAUGCCGUGGCUCAUGAAACUCUACACAGGGAGCCUUGACAGCAGCAAGGAGCAGUUCAACAACAGGCUGAGCAGGCGCAGAAUGACGGUGGAGUGAGCUUUUGGCCGUUUAAAGGGCCGCUGGCGCUCUCUGUAUGGGAAGCUGGACUUGGCCGAUGACAACAUCCCCGCGGUUAUAUCUGCGUGCUGUACCCGCCAUAUCAUUUGUGAAGGGAAGGGGGAAAGAUUCGCUCAGGCAUGGAACUCGGAGAUUCAACACCUGGAGGCUGAAUUUGCACAGCCAGAGAGCAGGGCUAUUAGAGGGGCCCAGCGGGGAACUGCAAGGAUUAGGGAUGCCUUGAGGGAGCAAUUUGAGGGUGAAAGCCACCAGUGACGUUUGGUGCCCUGCACGGGAGUGAAGUGCAGUGGUUCCAAUGUUAGUAGGAAUCUGUGUUUGCUAAGCUGAUUUGCAGUGCCUGUUGCUUUCCUGGGCUAAGGUGCCAUGGCCGCAAGAAGCCAGGUAAAAGAUCUCCAAGAGGCUGUUAUCUGUUCCAUUUGCCUGGCUUCUUUUAACGAUUCGGUGAUUCUCAUCAAGUGUGGGCACAAUUUCUGCCGAUCCUGCAUCACUCAGUACUGCAAGGAGUUCAAAACCUCCCCCCCGUAUCCCUGCCCUCAGUGCAGAGAACCCUUCCGGGAAGGGGAAUUCCAGCCUAACCGGGAGUUGAGGAAUGUCGUUGAAAUAGCCAAAAAAAUCCCAGAGCCAAGGGGGAAGAAAGCGUGUGAAAAACAUGAAGAGCUUUUGAAACUCUUCUGUGAAGUGGAUCAAACCCUGAUCUGUCUGGUAUGCAGAGAGUCCCACAGCCACAAGGACCACUCCCUGCUUCCUGUCAAGGAAGCUGCUCUGGAUUACAAGGAACAAAUUCAGAGACAUUUGGAGAGUUUGAAAAAAGAGAGAGACGAGAUUCUGUCGUAUAAAUCGAGUGGGGAAAAUACAAGCCAGGAACUACUGAAACAGCUAAAAACUGAGAGGCAAAAGAUUGUGUUAGAAUUUCAGGAACUGCACCAGUUUUUGGAGGAACAAGAGCGACUCCUGCUGGCCCAUCUGGAAGAGCUGAAUAAGGAAAUUGAAAAAAGGAGGGCUGAAUAUGUUGCCAAACUAUCUGAGGAACUAUCCUCUUUCAGUUCCCUGAUCAGUGAGAUGGAGCAGAAGUGCCAGCUGCCAGCAAGUGAAUUCCUGCAGGACAUCAAAGGCACCUUGAGCAGAUGCGAGAGGGAGACGUUUCAGAACCCAGUGGCCUUUUCUUCUGAACUGAAAUGGAGAAUCUGGGAAUCUUCUCAAAGAAAUGCAUCGCUGGAGACAAUAGUGAAGAAUUUCAAAGACUCACUCUCGUCCAGACAGCGGUUGGACAAAGCGAACGUGACCCUGGAUCCAGACACGGCCCAUCCCGAGCUCAUCCUGUCUGCGGAUCGGAGAAGUGUGAGAUGGGAACUCAGACGGCAGGACCUGCCCGACAACCCUGAGAGAUUUGACAAUUGGACCUGUGUGUUGGGCUGUGAGGGAUUCACCUCGGGCCGACACUACUGGGAGGUGGAGGUGGAGGUGGAGGAGGAGUGGGGAGUCUGUGCUGUGGGGGUGGCCAGAGCGUCUGUGAGCAGGAAGGGAGGGAUCAGCUUUACCCCUGAGCGGGGGAUCUGGGUUGUGUGGUGCAUCCGCUUCCCCCCGAGCCGGGGACCCCGCAGGAUCCGGGUGUAUCUGGACUAUGAACGGGGGCAGGUGGCGUUUUUCGAUGCUGGUACCGGGGACCCGAUGGUCACUGUCCCGCCGGCCUCUUUCGCCGGGGAGAGAAUCUGCCCGUUCUUCCUCUGUGCUGUUGGGAGUGUGCGGCUCCUCUAGCCCCCACCCUCCUUAUCUCUAUGGCCUGGAGGACUCAGCCAGUCUGCCCCCCCGCCCCCCUCCCCUUGGCUGAAGGGGGGUGACGCUCUACCCAUAGCUCUGUGGCUGUGGAGGUCUGUGUAUGGUGCUCUAGGAUCAGUGUCUAUGCUCCUGGGAGGCCAACUCUGGCAGGGGGGGGGGUCCCACCAAGGAAGGAGGGAUCCCCCUGUGGGAGGGACCCAGCCCAGCGCCAGGGAGAGACCCUCAACUGGGGGAGGGGAGAGCAGGGGGGGAGCCUGGCUGGAGAGGGGGCUGGAGGGGACAGCCCAGAGGGCAAACCAGGCGCCAGGCGGGAGAGGUUCCCAGGAGACCAGGGGCAGGUGUCGCAGGGGAAGCAGAGCUGGGCAGGGAGGACCCAGCUGCACAGACAACGUCCUGCCCCUUGGCUUGGGGCGCACAGAGGCUGGGGACCCGUCGGGCCCCCCAGGGUUCCCCCAAUCACAGCCCAGGACUGGAGUCCUCUGCUCCCCUUCAGCGGCUCUUCCAGCUGCGUUAGCAGGACACUGGGUGGGGGGUUCGGACUGAUGAGCUCCUAAGCGCCCGGGGGGCCAGCGUUUGAGUCUCGCCAACUGUUGAGAAUAGGCCACUUCCACCGUAAUUGAAUUGGCUCGUUAGCACUGAGCCCCCACUCGGUCCGGCACCUCCCCUCUGUUCACGUGCCGUGUGUUUAUACCUCCCCCCCUGUAUGUUCCACUCCCUGCAGCCGAUGAAGGGGGUUUUAGCCCACGAAAGCUUCUGCCCAAUAAACGUGUUGGUCUCUAAGUUGCCACAAGGACUCCGCGCUGUUUUUCCUGGGACACACUAACACGGCGACUGCUCUGAAAUCCUCUGAGAUCUGUGGUUCCUGACACAAGGGAGGAUCCGACACUGA